AUAGUUUCCCAGCCACGACCGCUCCCACCUCUAGAUCCUCCUUUUCGAAUUUCUCGUGGAAAACGCCAACAUGGGUUUCGCUACUCUCUGGUACUCGCACCCCCGCAAAUACGGCCAAGGCUCCCGAUGCUGCCGUGCCUGCUCUAACCGCCACGGUCUGAUCCGCAAGUAUGGCCUGAACAUCUGCCGUCAGUGCUUCAGGGAGUACGCCAACGACAUUGGCUUCAAGAAGCUGGACUAGAGGUCCUCUUCGCCUUCAGGCACGCCUAGAGCGUGUCGCAACAACAUUCGGCAUAUUAGUAAACGCAGUCGCCUCGGAUGAUGGGGGGACUUCGUAUAUUAAUAUGCCGGCAGCAACAGCAGCAGCAGCAACAACAUAUAAUCAUUUGGAGAAUUAAGCGACGACGAAGCUAAAACGUGUGUACCACAACAGUAAUCUCCUGAGCAAGAAACCAGGAGCGGCCCUUCUGCUUUCUUGCUCAACGGGAGAACACACGACAAAGCUAAAACGUGUGCAUCACAACAUCUGGCAUCGAUUUCACAAUAAUCUUCCGAGCAAGAAAGCAGGAGCGGCCCUUCUGCUUUCUUGCUUAACGCCAGAGCACACAGGAUUCUAACAGUUGCCGCCUUUCAAGAAGGAUCUUUGUUAAAAUACCAGUUUGUUUAAAUCUCCAUCUAAUUAAAUCCAUAACAAGAACCAUGUA
This is a messenger RNA of Drosophila kikkawai, 704 nucleotides long. RefSeq names its product ribosomal protein S29 (gene RpS29). Gene Ontology annotation, cellular component: ribosome; cytosolic small ribosomal subunit. Gene Ontology annotation, biological process: translation. Gene Ontology annotation, molecular function: zinc ion binding; structural constituent of ribosome. NCBI's taxonomy places the organism in Eukaryota, Metazoa, Arthropoda, Insecta, Diptera, Drosophilidae. The record is from RefSeq and is a predicted model, not a curated record.